Trichosporon asahii var. asahii CBS 2479 is the source of this 2193-nucleotide messenger RNA. RefSeq lists its product as uncharacterized. The coding region runs from base 1 to 2193 and encodes 730 amino acids. Gene Ontology annotation, molecular function: snoRNA binding; protein binding. Gene Ontology annotation, cellular component: small-subunit processome; Pwp2p-containing subcomplex of 90S preribosome. NCBI's taxonomy places the organism in Eukaryota, Fungi, Basidiomycota, Tremellomycetes, Trichosporonales, Trichosporonaceae. Gene Ontology annotation, biological process: maturation of SSU-rRNA from tricistronic rRNA transcript (SSU-rRNA, 5.8S rRNA, LSU-rRNA). The record is from RefSeq and is a predicted model, not a curated record. The transcript is spliced from 2 exons.
AUGGAGAAGGUCCAGUUCCAGCUCGAGGGGACUCUCCCCGAGCUCAAGGACCUGCACGAGAAGGGUCUCUUCUCCCGUCCGGAGAUCCAGGAGAUCACGAAGCGGAGAACAGCGUUCGAGACGGCCCUCGUGCGACGACAGGCAAGGAAGGACGACUUCUUCAAGUAUGCCGAGUACGAGAUCAACCUGGAGAAGCUGAGGAAGAUUCGAUGGAAGAAGCUGACCCAGCUGACAGCAGAAUACGACCGCAACCCCCCUCCGCCAAGCGCAUCAACGUACUCCAUCCCCCGCCGCGUGCUGUACAUCCUGAAACGCGCCACAGCCAAGUUCCCGGGGGACCUGGCCGUGUGGCUCGCCUAUGUCGAGUUCGGCGCCCGGGAGGGCAUGACGAAGAUCGUCGCGAAAGGUCUGAACUCGGCGCUGCAGCACCACCCCCUCUCGCCGACGCUCUACCUCCUCCAGUCCUACCACCACCUGCACCCGGGCACGCCCCUGCCCCGAUCGGGCGAAGAGGACGCGAAACUGGGCGCAUUGGCCGGACCAGCGCUGGACGAGGCUCGCCCGGCCCUCGCGUUUGCAUUGGAGGGAACAGGACCGGCACGCACGACGCUGCUCCUGGGUCUGCGCCUGUUACCGGGCAGUCACGCCCUGUGGCGCGCGUACGUGAAGCUGGAACUGGGCUGGGUCGAGGCGCUGCGAAGGCGCUGGCGCGCGCUGGGCAUCGAGGGGGCCGUCGACUCGAGUUUCGACGGGGACCAGCUGGCCCUCAAGGGCGGAGAAGGCUCCUUCGGGCCAGAGGGAGAGGAGGCGCGGCGCGCGAUUCUGUCGGGCCAGCUCGUGCUGGCUGCCCUGUCCGAGGCGCUCAAGAAGGUGUCUCCGACAGACCGCGAUGCGCACGACGCGGGCAGCGACGGCAUCCAGUUCCGCGCCGACCUGCUCACCAUGCUGAGGGCGUAUCCCUCCCCACUCCGAUCCAAGGCCCUGGAGGCCGUGUAUGCGGACCUCGAAUCCCUCACGACAAACGCGAAGUUUAGCGAGGAGACCCGCGCGCGCGCCGCGCUCCUCCUCCUCACCCGCGGCCUGUAUGACCGGGAGUACGUCCCGGGCGAGACCGUUCUGAAGCCAGGAGAACCAGCACUGAAGGGCAGCGCGCUCGUCGACUUCUACGCCCACCUCGGGAGCGAACUGAAGGGCGCCUCCGGCUCCAUGGCGACAACAGCGGGCCUCUGGCUUCUGGACCAACUAUCCGCCCUCGAGCCCGAGAUGCGUGCCUACGUCCUCGGUCUCCUCGGACGGCUGACGCGGCGUAAGGCGCACCCGUCCCCCGACCUUCUGCUCCGGCAUCUCGACGCCGUGGCGGCUUAUGGCACGCCGACACUCGCGCUCGUGCGGAAACACGCGGGGCUGUAUCCCGGCAACGCGGUCCUGCAGCUUGCGCGGGUGAAUGCCGAGGUCGAGGCGAUGGAGGCUGGAGAUGCAGAGGCGCUGGACAAGUCAGAGCUGGAGGGCAUGUUUGCGAGCCUGACGAAGGAGCUCCGACCCGACACGUCUUCGCCCGAGGACGUCGAUGCGACGGUGCAGAUCUGGACCGAGUGGGCCCUCAGCGCGUCAGACAUGGUGCCCAUCCUGCGCGCGUCGCUGCGCUCCCCCAUCCCGAGUCUGCACUCCCGCCUCCUGUCCACUUGGUUCUUCACACUCCUUUCCUCGGGCCUUGCACCCGGCGAGGCGCUCAAGAAGGCGCAGGCUUAUUCCCCGGGCUCGGAGUUCUACGCGCAGGCAUUCGAACAGCUCGCCCAGCUUAAUGGGGAAGAAGGGGCUAUGCGCUCCUUCUACGACGCUUGGAAGCGGAACUCCGCUGGAAGCGAGGUCGUGGCGGCCGCUCUGGCUUAUGCGCGCUGGCUCGUUGAGAGGCGUAAAGGACGAGAGGCGCGGACGGUCGUCGAGACGGCUAAGCGGCAAGCGCGCGAGUUUGAGGGCGAGCUGGAGGAGGGGUGGGAGCGGAUUCUGGAGGAUGCGGAGCGGGAGGAGGACGAGGAGCUCGAGGAUGAGGAGAUUGAGAGCGACGAGUCUGAAGAGGAGGAGGAGAGAAGUGACGACGAGGAUGAGAGCGAGGACGACGAGGGAGACGUCCAGAUGGGCGAGGAGGAGGACGUCGAGAGUCACGACAGCAGCGAUCUCGAGAUUGCCAUGUAG